GCCGCUUCACGGCAGGACCCGCCUUUUCCUUUCGUGCCCGGUGAACGGGACGGAGAGACGCUGAGCGCCGGUCUGCUUGUUCCCAAGGCGCAGCGCCGCCAUGCCACAAAACGAGUAUAUAGAGUUACACCGGAAGCGAUAUGGUUAUCGCUUGGAUCACCAUGAGAAGAAGAGGAAGAAAGAGGGCCGUGAGGCUCAUGAGCGCUCAAAGAAAGCCAAGAAAAUGAUUGGGUUGAAAGCCAAGCUUUAUCAUAAACAGCGCCAUGCAGAGAAGAUACAGAUGAAAAAGACUAUUAAAAUGCAUGAAAAGAGAAAUACCAAGCAGAAGAAUGAUGACAAGACCCCAGAAGGAGCUGUGCCAGCAUACCUGCUGGACAGAGAGGGCCAGUCCCGAGCCAAGGUUCUCUCCAACAUGAUCAAACAGAAGCGGAAAGAGAAAGCGGGGAAAUGGGAGGUUCCUAUACCCAAAGUCCGUGCCCAGGGAGAGACAGAAGUACUCAAGGUGAUCCGUACAGGAAAGAGAAAGAAGAAGGCAUGGAAGAGAAUGGUUACUAAAGUGUGUUUUGUUGGGGAUGGCUUUACCCGAAAACCACCUAAAUAUGAAAGAUUCAUUCGACCAAUGGGUUUACGUUUUAAGAAAGCCCACGUAACACAUCCUGAACUUAAAGCCACUUUUUGUCUACCUAUUCUUGGUGUAAAAAAGAACCCCUCAUCUCCUCUAUAUACAACUUUGGGGGUAAUUACAAAAGGUACAGUCAUCGAGGUGAACGUGAGUGAACUUGGUCUCGUAACACAAGGGGGCAAAGUUGUCUGGGGGAAAUACGCUCAAGUAACCAACAAUCCAGAAAAUGAUGGAUGCAUUAAUGCAGUUCUGCUUGUAUAAGUGUCACACCACCAUUGUGGGCAUGCAUAAUAGCUUUUCCGAACAGAUGAGCCCUUCAAAAUAUUUGCAGAUAAAGAACUUGUGUCAAAGAAUAAGCAUCUGAAGACAAGAGGACUGAAAGUCUGAGAACUGUUUUUUCCUUUGAACUUGACUAUUAAUAAAGGAAACCAACUUGUAUCAAA
Messenger RNA from Elgaria multicarinata webbii, 1065 nucleotides. RefSeq names its product NSA2 ribosome biogenesis factor (gene NSA2). Lineage: Eukaryota; Metazoa; Chordata; Lepidosauria; Squamata; Anguidae. The record is from RefSeq and is a predicted model, not a curated record. Gene Ontology annotation, biological process: maturation of 5.8S rRNA; maturation of LSU-rRNA. Gene Ontology annotation, cellular component: preribosome, large subunit precursor; nucleolus. The transcript has 6 exons. Bases 101 to 883 code for a protein of 260 amino acids.